UUUAUAAGGGCUAAAUUGUGGGACGUCAACAACAACAAUUCGUUAAAAACGUAAUCUGAGACACAGCUAAUUGUAGAAUGAAGACAACACACCAAUAAAAAAGUGAUAUUAUCAACAAUUAUUUUAUCAGUUAUCUGUUAUUAAAAUUAAUAAAAAUGUAAAUACUUUAUCGAUAACCACACACUACUGACUCAUUACGAACUAUGUAAUUUUGCUGAAAUAAGGCGAGUCCAAUAAUAAUGGAAGAUGGUGUGGGUGUAGACAAAGAGGAUAAAGUACAAAAAAUGGGGGCCACAAGCAACCCAAACAGUGAAAGAUUGGCGGCUCUCCAGGAGAAAAAGAAAAGUUUGGAGGAAGCAUUGGACAAAAAAAUUAAGGAACUCCGAGAACUAUGUACUCAAGAGGCGGAUUUAACGGGAAUAAUGCCCCCAGAAAUGCCCUUAGAGCCUGGGGAGUCAUUGCCUAUGAUUCGAAGGAGAGUUGGAACUGCAUACCAGUUACCUGACAACUUUGUUAAAAUAGCUGACCAAGAUGACUCAACAAUACCUGGACUGGAGCUUCAAAUACAAAUUCACAUGCAGCUGGCCGAUGCUGCGAGAGAUUUGGCAUUUAAGUCUAAGACACUCAAGAAGCAACACAUUAGUGAAUAUCAAAAUUAUACUCAGAUUCUGAAGCAAUUGAGAGAGAAGUUGGCUACUUUAAAGGAACGUGAACAACAAAUGAAACAGAAAAAGAAAUCUAGGGUAUCAGAGCAAGAUGACAACAUAUCAGUAAACACCAUGGCAACAAGUGAGCCAUUUGUGAAGUCUGAUUUAAGGCAAAGCUUAAGGUCGUUAAAGCCUUUACCUUCGGAAAGCUCACCUGAGACUCGUUACUCCUCUUCUAUUCCCCGCCACUCGUACAGAAAUUCGGAUACCUCGUAUUUAGACAAUAAAAUCUAUCGACAAGACGACGCCAUAACCACCGGUUUGUACGGACUAAGUCUGAAUGGCUACCAGAAUUAUAUAGAACGAAGAGAGGGUUUGAACGUCUAUUACAGUCCACAAAGUAUGUCCACCCUGCCAACGCAAUACAGCCCACACUAUCAGCAACACAGCCCACAAUUACAACACAAUCCUCAUUUUCAAUCCUCUCACAGUUUCCAUCAACGAUCUCCACAACAAUCCAAUUAUCCCUCUCAUUACCAGCAAGACUUUGUUAGAUAUAGUUUAAACAUGAACCAAACCAUGUCCAAUCCACAUAUGUACAGACAAUCUAGUCCGAAUUCAAGUAACUACAAAGGUUUCGCAAGUGAGUCAUACAAUCAACCAAAUGUGAGGCAGUACCAGACAUUAGAUCAACCCUAUCGAAACCCCCAUCAAAUCCAGCCGCAUCAGCAGUACGAACAGACUAUAGGUCUGGGCGGCUGUUGGCGGAGCAUGGAGAACGGUGAGAUGAUUUGGUGCUCCACCAUGGACAACACAAACUGGGAGAAGGAUAAGCGCUUUGGCAGUUUGGACAGGAGAAAAAAUAGGAGGAUAUACAAGAGGAUCUCGCCUGUCGACAAUAAGUCGGUGACCAACGUGCCUUCGUAUACGGACCAUGUUAGGGCGGCGUCGGUCAAAUCUUCUCAGAUGGUGAAUAGAAGGCAGGACAACAGGCUGUUAAUCAGGACCCAAUCUUUGGGAAGUGUAGGGGCUCAGACAAUUGUUGACAGUGUUUGUCCCAGCGAUGACAAUUCCUCGUGCAACAGUGACAAUCACAGUAUCAGCGAAAUCAAUCACAACUCUAGGAAACCCAAAGAAAAAGAGUGGGUGGAAACAUCACUGGACGGGCCGAUAUCCCCAACGCAUUCGGUGCUGUCCCACUCACAGUCCACCCUCUCCGCCCACUCGGCGAUGGCCUCACCGCACUCGGCGCUGCCGUCGCCGCACUCGUCGAUGCCCUCGCCGCACAGCAUGCUCCCCCAGAUCCCGCCCCACGCCCACCAGCCGCCAGUGCCGCCGCCGCCCACGCCGCCCUACCCCAUGCCGCCCAGUCUGCCGAACGCCAUCCCGCACCCACCGCUGCAAACGAUACUGUCGCCGGAUGAGAAGUACAUGCAGCCCCACGUGCCGCCGCCACUAAACCCGAAACCGCCCCUCGAAAUACCCGCGGAGUCGAACAAAUCGCCCAGGAUACUCGAGAACAACAUCGAGAUGUUCAAUAAUAACGUGCCGGAGAACUGUACGGUCGUGCAGCAGGGUUACGAGGAGACCAAGCCCUUCGAAAUGUCGGACUUUUAUAAAUACUCGACGAAAUAUAAAAAGUCGCCGGUUAAAGCUGAAAGUGACGGUUCUAAAGUUAGAGACCACCAGGACAGCACGGCGCAGAAGAAUCUGAGUCACCAGUUUGAAGAGCACAAGACUAUUUACCAACCUGACUUGCCAGCCAAACCCUCGCAUUACAGAAACAGUACAAACAACAUGAGUAUCGGAAGCCCGGACAACUCAAGCGGCAACAUCAACAACAGUUUGAACUUAAGCCAAAUAACAGUAUCGGAUAAUUUUUCGGCCGAGAUGAACGCCUGGUACAAGGAACAGAAUCAAAUAGAAAAUAACAAUUCGAGCGGAUCAGGUUCGAAAAGUAGGUCGACGGCGACUUUGGUCUGACGUCUAUAAUACACGAGUAUUCGUUAUUAAUUAAGAGUACAAUGCAAUAAAAAAGAUGAGUUUUUAUAUAUUUGUAAAUAGUUUAUAUUUAAAUUAAUGGAAGCUGUUAAAUAUUUAUAGUAUAAUAGUUUUAAAAAACCAUUAUUAAUUAACUGAAGUUUUCGAGACGGUUUUAUUACUUGAUCAAUCGGUUCUCAUCAGGCAAAAGUAACUGUACUGAAUUUUAUUUAUACAAAUUUGUAUUGUUGUUAAACUUUUUGAUGCUCAAAACGAUGAAUGAAUGAAUGAAGUUUUAUAUGUACUAUUUUAUUAUUCACUGUUAUUAAAUUUGUCUGUGACUAUCAUGUGUUAUAAAAUAGGACUAGGCUUUUUUUAAAAUCCGUUAUCAUUACUAUUGUUAUAAAUUAUUAUAGCAAAAAAUAUCCGUAAAUUAUUUUUAGUUAGGUUCGAUAAUUAUGAUUUUUGUUUGGUGUGAAUGUAUUUUGCCUAUUUGUUUGGCGUAUAUGAAAUUUGCAAUUUUUUUAUAUUUAUUACUCUUUUUUACCUACUUAAGUUGUAAUUAUAAUGUUUUUUUACCUACAUACUAAAUAAUUCCCUUGAUAAAAUCGACGAUCUUGAUCUCAAAUCUAUUAACAGAAAUUAAGGAUAUUCCGACAUAUUUUUUAUAACUGCACCAAGUGCCUAAAUUGAUUGCAUACAUUGGUUGUGAUUUAUACUAUUGGGUUUCAUAGAGUAAACCAAAGGAAUGUGCCUUCUGCAGGUUUUUGUACACUUAUUUUUAUUGGAAACAAUAAAGUUUUUAAAA
Molecule: messenger RNA, 3435 nt
Organism: Aethina tumida (small hive beetle)
Lineage: Eukaryota; Metazoa; Arthropoda; Insecta; Coleoptera; Nitidulidae
Product: histone-lysine N-methyltransferase SETD1B
Exons: 9
Coding region: 240-2630 (796 amino acids)
Source: RefSeq, a predicted model, not a curated record